CCACCAAGUUGCCCUUCGAUCGCCAUGAUUCUCUCCGUGUUGGUGUCUGGUUUCGGAGGCAUGACUAUGCUCUGAUACCAAUGAUAAACUAGGGUUUAUCUGUGACAGAAAGGGGGUUAGGGAUAAUAGAGAAAAGGGAGGUUCGAGAGAAGAAAUAGGUUAAGAAGAUAAGAUUGUUUGUUGUAUAUUUGAUAAACCCAAAUGUUUACAACUCAGACAUAUAAAUACUGCAAUACUUAAUAAAACGAUAUCACUUCAUUUAUUCAAUAAUAGAUUCUGCUAAGCUUCCUUCUCAGUCAGAGUCUCUCCCACUCCUCUUCUCUUCUUCAUUAGCCACUUCUAACUCCUUUCCUCGUUCGUUGCUUCCUCUGCACGUAAGCCAACGGUACCGCCAACUUAUCAGUGUUCCAGAGAGUUUAGCGGCGGAAGAAGCCGGGAAACUCAUGGCGGACUUUCUGGCCGGAGAAUUGAUCGACGGAGGCACAAAAGAGAAGGUAAAGCCAUUAGUGGAGAUCCGAAUUCUCACAAAGACGAGUUGUUUCAACAGAUCUCGUUUGGUGGAAGCUGGCGUUGUGGAAUCGCUCAUGAAGCUUCUCCGUUUGGGAGAUCGGACGAUUCAAGAGAACACCAUGGCUGCGAUUUUGAAUCUUUCCAAAGGUAUCGCCGGGAAAGUUCGAAUCGGUGGAAGCGGCGGCGGAUUGGAGAUGAUCGUGGAGGUUUUAAACGAAGGAGCCAGAGCAGAGAGUAGAAAACACGCAGCAGCUGCGAUAUUCUAUCUCUCUUCUCUCGGAGAUUACUGCAGAUUGAUAGGAGAGAUCCCGAGUUCGAUUCCAGGUUUGUUGAGAAUCGUUAAAGGUUGUGAUUAUGGAGAUUCCGCGAAACGCAACGCUUUGAUCGCGAUUAGGAAUUUGCUGAUUCGACAGUCGUAUAACAACUGGCGUGUCCUCGUCGCUGGAGCCGUUUCCGUUCUGUUGGAUCUUGUGAGAUCCGGCGAGGUCGGUGAUGGAGUCAAGGCGAAUUCGAUUGCGAUUCUCGCGAAAAUCGCGGAGUAUCCCGAUGGGAUGAUCUCUGUACUCCGUCGUGGAGGGUUGAAACUCACGGUGAAGAUUCUCAGUUUGUCGACGAAGCAGCACUGUGUUGUUCUGCUUUUGAAUUUGUGUGUUAACGGGGGAAGUGACGUUGUUGGGGCUCUGGCUAAGGAUCCGUCGAUCGUGGGGUCGCUUUACAUGGUGUUAAGUAACGGCGACUGUGGAGGUGGGAGAAAGGCAAGUGCUCUUAUCAAAAUAAUUCAUGAGUUCCAGGAGAGGAAAAUUGAACCGGGUUUAGAAAGAGGACGGUUCGUACCCGCCUGGUGAUUGGUAUACAUACACACCACACAGCAACUCUGAGUUUUUUUUUUAUCACAGGCUUAUAUACCAUCACAGACUUUCAUUUUUUGUAGGUUAAAGAUACACUUCUAUUUUUAUUGUUGAAUAAAUAUUAACUUACAUCUGUAAAUCUUAGCUCUGUUAAUAAUAAUAUUUUGUACCAUAUAUCUAGGGCAAAUCUCCAAAAUACCACAUUUCUAAGUUUAUAUCAUAAAAAUAGCACUCAAAAACUAAAAUGACCAAAAUAGCACCUUUUAAGUU
Molecule: messenger RNA, 1628 nt
Organism: Brassica napus (rape)
Lineage: Eukaryota; Viridiplantae; Streptophyta; Magnoliopsida; Brassicales; Brassicaceae
Product: U-box domain-containing protein 19-like
Exons: 2
Coding region: 444-1355 (303 amino acids)
Cellular component (GO): cytoplasm; nucleus
Source: RefSeq, a predicted model, not a curated record